Messenger RNA from Zingiber officinale, 1011 nucleotides. RefSeq names its product transcription factor bHLH35-like. Bases 42 to 761 code for a protein of 239 amino acids. Gene Ontology annotation, molecular function: DNA-binding transcription factor activity; protein dimerization activity; sequence-specific DNA binding. The transcript has 5 exons. The record is from RefSeq and is a predicted model, not a curated record. Gene Ontology annotation, biological process: regulation of DNA-templated transcription. Lineage: Eukaryota; Viridiplantae; Streptophyta; Magnoliopsida; Zingiberales; Zingiberaceae. Gene Ontology annotation, cellular component: nucleus.
UUCGCCAAAGGUUUCAGUGUUUUCGUCUCCAUUUGGUCUUUAUGGAACCCAUCCAAUGGACCAAUAAAACUGAUGAUUCCUUAUUUGAAGCCCAGGAGCUCUUCAGCUAUGGAUUCGAUCCCGAGACGGCGCCAAACUUCUGCGACUCGAGCUCGCGAACUGCGUCGUCCAUGGCACUCCGCGACAACAUUUUGCAGGAGAGGGAGAGGCGGAAGAGGUUCAACCAGACGCUUUACGAUCUCAGAGGCGUCGUCCCCAACAUAACGAAGAUGAGCAAGGUCUCCAUAAUCCAUGACGCGAUCAACUACAUCCAGCAGCUUCAGGAUCAAGAAAGAUCUCUGCUCGAUGAGAUAUCAGACAUGGAGUCGACCGAGAAGUACUCAUCCUGUUUAGAGGGCAACAGAGACAACAGCACUUGGAGCUUCUCCAUUCCAUCUGAAUCCAUGGAAGUGAUGGAAAUCGGAGUGAGAGAGAUGGGCAAUGGAACCACGAUUAUCAACAUCACUAGCGAGAACAAAAAGAGUGCGAUAACAAGGGUGUGCCAGAUUGUGGAGUCUUGCGGCCUCAGUAUCAUUGCAGCUAAUAUCACUUCCAGAUUCGGGAUUAUCUUCCAUACAAUUGUCGUCGAGGACGGUGGAGUCGAGAGUUCUCAGUUGAAAAGGAAGAUAGAGGCUGCUUUCCUUCAUCGUGGCGCUCCGAGAAACACUUUCCCCGUUUCAUGGAGCAACUGUGGAAUGAAGGUACAUGGACGUGAAAUAUGAAAGGAACAAGUCUGCGUUCUCUUGGAGCGAAAUGAGAUAUAUUGUCACAAGUAUUAAUUCUGAUUUCGUGUUGGGGAAAAUAAAUAGCGAAAAUUAACUUUGUUGAUGUGUAUAUAUAUAUACACUUUAAGGAGUCGGCUGCGAGUAUAAAUGAACAUGUCGAUCACUGUUUCCGUGUGUGUGUGUGUUGGAUCAUUGUUGAAACUAACUCAUGUAUGCAUCACACCUGGGACACGAAAUGUCGACACCU